UUGUCGUUUUACCAAGGCGAAAGAAAGAAGACAAGUGAAAACAAGCUUCUCGGUAGCCUGGUGUUGAAGGGCGUCCGGCCCGCUCCCAGGGGCGUUGCAAGGAUCACGGUCUGCGUCGACGUCGACGCCAAGGGCAACCUGAACUGUUCUGCCGUGGACAAGUCGACCGGCAGGAAGGCGACCAAGAGCAUACCGGGCGUCGGGGUCGAAGGGAAGCUUUUGUCGGCGGAGGAGGUGGAGAAGAUGGCCCGACAAGGAGAGAAGCACGAGUCGGAGGACGAAGAACACGCGAAGAAAGUGAGUGUCAUGAAAGCAAUGGCGGAGUAUACGGCCGUGGUCAGGGAGAAUGCGGCGGCGGGAUCCUACUCCAUGAAGGCACACGGCGCGUUCAUGGAGGCGGCUGAGAAGAUGAUGGAAGAGUUUAAGGAGAAGGCAAAGGAGUUUGGAUUGGAACCUAGCUAA
Linum tenue is the source of this 462-nucleotide messenger RNA. Lineage: Eukaryota; Viridiplantae; Streptophyta; Magnoliopsida; Malpighiales; Linaceae. The record is from the annotation of a GenBank genome assembly.